Messenger RNA from Medicago truncatula (barrel medic), 856 nucleotides. RefSeq lists its product as uncharacterized. The transcript has 2 exons. The coding region runs from base 320 to 856 and encodes 178 amino acids. The record is from RefSeq and is a predicted model, not a curated record. Lineage: Eukaryota; Viridiplantae; Streptophyta; Magnoliopsida; Fabales; Fabaceae.
AUUUAUUCUUAGAAAUAAUUGUAGAUGCUAAGACAUAUAUAUUUACUUAGAAUCAAAUUUUGGUGUCAACUUGAACCUUUUUCCCAGGUUAAUAGUUAUACAUUAUGAUCGUGCACGUGUUCUUAAUCUUUUUGUAAGAGAUAAAAGAUUGAGAAGAGUAUCCUUCAAGUGCAAGUUAAAUUUGUCUAUUGAACCAAAAAGUUCUUGAAGGUGGUAUAAACCAUUUAUUCACAUCACAACUAUUCUGCAAAUAAGUGCAAGUUAUUGUCACUUUAGACCUAUUUUAUGUCUAGCAACUAAUUUUGUUACCGGUGAAAACAUGUGCUCAUGUGCUGAGUCAAUUGCUCCUAAGUCAUCAUUGAAGAGAGUAGUACCAGAAGGAAGUCGUGCCCCCAGUUUUGGCAAAAAGAAAGAGGUACAUUGGGCAGAUGAGAAAAGUGAUGAUGUUUCUGUGUUGGUUGUGGGAACCAAGUCUUGGCCAGCUCUUUCUGAUGCUCAAACUCCAAAACCUAAGAACCAUGUUGAGAAUGUUCGUCCUGUGGCAUCACCACGCUAUCAAAAGCCAGGCCCCAAGCGCAAUGUUCGUUCUGUGGCACCUCCAACUCACAUUGCUGUUCCUGCAUAUGCUUUCCCACCUGGUUCAGGACCUUAUCCGAAUGGUGCGAAUCCUAAGCCUGUAUCCCCGGUAGCAGCAGGACAGGAAAGCAUGGAAAGAAGAAAAAGAAAAUCAUUAGCUCAUCAUAUUGAUUUAAAUGAGCGGGCUUCAGUCCAAGAUCCCUCUGAAAGGGACAGGAAAAAGAAGAGAAACGGUAACGACACAGUACUCAUUCAAUAUUCAAUAUUCUUGUCAUUAUGA